AUCCUUACGUUUUUAAAAACUAACUCUGCAUUAUCUUUGCAUUUAACUCACUUACAGCUAAUAUAUUAGAAUUAUUACACAUUUUUCUUACUAAUCAAAACUAGAUCUAAAAUAUUCUAUUUUUCAAAAGAACUAGAUCUAAAAUAUCAAUACGAAUUUUUCAUCGUAAUACUCCCUCCGUUUUACAAUUAUGUUCCUACGAAUAAAUAUAAAUACUCCGUACAUGAUCGUAUGAACACAAAAGAAAAAGGAAAAAGAAAGCAGGCAGGACGUUGGAUUCACUCCACACAUGACACACACCGCGUUAAUUCAUUCUCCUCCUUGAUCUCUUCUCCUCUCAUUUAUAAUCCUUUUAUAACUCCCUUUUUUGGAAACUAUUAAUCCCCAUUUUUCUUUCUUUCUUCCUCCUAUAAAUAUAUUACAAUACCACACAAAAACUUCAUCCACCCCUAGAAAAAAAAAAAAAAAAAAAAAAAACACUCACUAUCUUUUCACUCUUCUUCUACAAAUCAUAAAAUCAAAAUUUUCAAAAUUUCAUCUAAUCAAAAAUCUAAUUUUAUUUAUAUUCAAUCUAAUCCAAUUUAAUCCCCCCAAAUUCACAAUUAUUUAUAUUCAUAAAUCAUAAAUCAAUCUCACCAUUUUAUUUCUUUUCAUCAACCCAAAUUCCCAAAAAAAAAAAAAGAACAAUUUUUUUUAAUUUUUUAUUUUACAUGCAAAUCCAUUUUUUCUAAAAAAGUUGACACACCCAUUUUACUCCGCCAUGACAAGGCGGUGUUCUCAUUGCUCAAACAACGGUCAUAAUUCUCGUACAUGCCCAACUCGCGGCGGCGCCACCGCUAACUCAACCGCCGGUUCCGGCAGCUCGUCCGGUUGCGGAGGCGCUAGAGGCGGCGGCGGCGGCGGAGGUGGUGGUGGGGUGAGGUUGUUUGGGGUGAGAUUGACGGAUGGGUCAUUCAUGAAGAAGAGUGCAAGUAUGGGAAAUCUGUCUUUGUAUCACUCAAAUUCAUCAGCUGCUGCUUCACCAAAUAAUAAUAAUGCUAAUUCUGCUUCUGAUGAUCAUGGGUAUCUUUCUGAUGAUCCUAAUCAUGCUUCUUGUUCAUCUAAUCGUCGUUCUGAGAGGAAAAAAGGUAAACCAUGGACAGAGGAGGAACAUCGUUUAUUCUUAAUUGGUCUGCAGAAGUUGGGUAAAGGAGAUUGGAGAGGGAUUGCACGCAGCUAUGUGGUGUCGAGGACUCCUACCCAGGUGGCAAGUCAUGCUCAGAAGUACUAUAUUCGACAGAAGAAUGCCAGUCAUAGAAAGAGGAGAUCUAGCCUUUUUGACAUGGUAACUGAAGAGCCUGAGACUGUGCCUGAAGAACAAUUACUCCCCCCUCCGCCUGAACCUAGAGAAACCGAUAACGCAACCUCACUGCCAUCAUUAAAUCUCUCUCUUAGUACAGAACCUGAGCCCAUGGAAGCCACUUCCACAGAAGAAGUUAAAGCAAAUAAUGAAACUCAGUCACUCCCGAACAACUUGACACCUUCUGUUCCUGCUUUCUAUGUACCCAUUCCAUAUCCACCCUUCUGGACACAACCCACAAUCCACCCCGAAGAGGAUAAAAAUGGUGAAAACUCACAGCAGCAUCAGGUCCUAAAGCCCACCCCAGUGCUUCGGAAAGAACCUGUGAAUGUUGAUGAACUUGUGGGACUGUCUCAACUCAAUCUCAGUGAGACUGAAAAGUCCCAUGUAGUUCCUCCACAGCUCUCUCUUAAUCUUCUAAGUGCUCCAUCUCGACAAUCAGCAUUUCAUGCAAGUGUUCCUGUUAGCAGCUUAGACCUCACUGAAGGAAAGAACAGCGUGAUUCAAGCAGUCUAAAGGAUUUGAAGAGGAUAAUCUUUUAUCCAUCUUUUGGAUGUCUUUUGUUCUGUUCGAUGUAAACUAUCUUUAUUGUAGCUGGUAAUAGGGUGCUGAUAGCAGUUCUUAGCUUUCUGUCUUUGGCUUAUGAACCUUUUAGAUUAAAUUUUAUUAGUUGAUUUACAUUCUUUCUCCCUGUAAGGAAACUAGAAUAUUUCAAUAAUUGAGAAGAAAAAAAGAAAGGGAAGCAAAAUGGCCAUCUUGUACAUCAUCUUUGAAGAAUCAA
Chenopodium quinoa (quinoa) is the source of this 2120-nucleotide messenger RNA. Its product is annotated as transcription factor MYBS3-like. Gene Ontology annotation, molecular function: DNA binding. The transcript is spliced from 3 exons. The coding region runs from base 761 to 1855 and encodes 364 amino acids. Lineage: Eukaryota; Viridiplantae; Streptophyta; Magnoliopsida; Caryophyllales; Amaranthaceae. Gene Ontology annotation, biological process: response to ethylene; response to auxin; response to gibberellin. The record is from RefSeq and is a predicted model, not a curated record.